Setaria italica (foxtail millet) is the source of this 2596-nucleotide messenger RNA. RefSeq names its product G-type lectin S-receptor-like serine/threonine-protein kinase At2g19130. The transcript has a single exon. Gene Ontology annotation, biological process: recognition of pollen; protein phosphorylation. Lineage: Eukaryota; Viridiplantae; Streptophyta; Magnoliopsida; Poales; Poaceae. The coding region runs from base 1 to 2490 and encodes 829 amino acids. Gene Ontology annotation, molecular function: protein serine/threonine kinase activity; ATP binding. The record is from RefSeq and is a predicted model, not a curated record.
AUGCGGUGGCAACCGACCUCAUCAAGAGUCCACCUGAAAACCCCACCGCGCUUGCAAUCUUCCAAGCCUCCAAGCAUGUCACUGGCUGCUGUUGCCAUCGCUAUGGCCCUUGUCGCCUACUGCUGCACGGCAGGCCAUCCCGGCGCGGGGGAGGCGGCGGACACCGUCUCGGCGCGGCGGCCGCUGCGGGGCAACGAUACGGUGGUCUCGGCGCAGGGCAAGUUCGAGCUGGGCCUCUUCAGCCCCGGCAGCUCCGGCCGGUACUACCUCGGCAUCUGGUACAAGAACGUCCCCGUGCAGACCGCCAUCUGGGUCGGCAACCGUGAAAGUCCCCUGUCAGAUGUUGCCUCGGCUGAGCUCCGGGUGUCCUCCGACAGCGGCAACCUCGAGCUCGUCUGGCGGAGCCAAUCCUCUGCCUCGCCGGCCGUCGUGUGGUGGACCAACCUGUCGUCCUCGUCGGUGGCAUCGUCGCCGGGGUCAAACAUCGCGGUGAUGCGUGACAAUGGCAAUCUGGUUCUCCUCGACGGGGGCAACUCCUCCAACGUGCUGUGGCAGAGCUUCGACCACCCAACGGACACGCUGGUGCCGGAGGGGUGGCUCGGGGAGAACAAGCUCACCGGCGAGUACCAGGCGCUGACGUCGUGGCGCAACGCCGAGGACCCCGCGCCGGGGAUGUUCACGGAUACGGUGGACCGCAACGGCAGCAGCGAGUUCUUCUUCCUCUGGAACAGCUCCCGCGUGUACUGGCGCAGCGGCGUCUGGACAGGGCGCGUCUUCGCCAAUCUACCGGAGGCCGUCAACAACGUGCUCUUCAACCAGACGUACAUCGAGACGCCGGCGUACCGGCGCGUCACCAGCGUGCUCUACGACAACGCGACGAUCACGCGCAUGGUUCUCGACCUCACGGGCCAGACGAAGCAGUACAUCUGGGUAGCCGAAAGCCAGAGCUGGCAGUUCUUCUGGGCCGCGCCCACCGUUCAGUGCGACGUCUACGCGCUCUGCGGCGCCUUUGGCAUCUGCAACCAGAGGACCCAGCCGCCGUGUCAGUGCCCUCCCGGGUUCGCGCCCGCGACGGAGCGGGAUUGGGGCCUCAAAGAUUGGAGCGGCGGGUGCCACCGGAGCGCGCCGCUCCGGUGCGGAGGCAACGGGUCAACGGACGGAUUCCUGGAACUUCCGGACAUGAAGCUCCCGGACGACUCGUUCUCUGUGAGCGCCCAGAGCAGAGCAGAGUGUGAGUCGGCUUGCUUAAAGAACUGCUCCUGCCAGGCUUACACAUUCUCCAGCGGUGGUGGCUGUGCCGUCUGGCACGACGGCUUCCAAAACCUCGAGCAGUUGUAUGGCGAUGCCGGGGGUUCGUCGUCGAGCCUGUACGUCCGGUUGUCAGAAUCUGAACUGCAACAUCUGCGCGGCGUGAAGGGGAAGAACAGGCGCCUGCUGUGGCUCGUUCUUGGCAUCGUUUUAGCUUGUCUUGCAGCAUUGGGUGCAUCGGCACUAGUAGCGUGGAUGCUUCUAUCUAGGAGGAAACGACUGGAGAAAAUGGAUAAUCAGAAGGGCUCCUCCUUGCAUGUUUACAGCUACAGGGAGCUCCGCGCCGCCACGAAGAACUUCUCCGAACGGCUGGGUGGCGGAGGCUUCGGCACGGUGUACCGCGGCGUUGUGAACGGGCACACCGAAGUGGCUGUCAAGAAACUAGAGGGCCUUCGGCAGGGCGACAAGCAGUUCCGGACGGAGGUGAACACUCUGGGGCUCAUCCAACACGUCAACCUCGUCCGGCUCGUCGGAUUCUGCUCGUCCGGCGACGAGAAGAUGCUCGUGUACGACUACAUGCCCAACGGCUCACUGGACUCCUACCUCUUCGGGAGCAAACCGUGCCCGAGCUGGCGCGACCGCUACGGCAUCAUGCUCGGCAUCGCUAGGGGGCUGGCCUACCUGCACGAGGGCUGCCGUGAGUGCAUCAUACACUGCGACAUCAAACCGGAGAACAUUCUGCUAGACAAGGACUUGUGCCCGAAGAUCGCUGACUUCGGGAUGGCGAAGCUGGUGGGGAGGGACUUCAGCCGGGUCUUGACGACGAUGCGGGGCACCAUAGGGUACCUCGCGCCCGAGUGGAUCUCCGGGCUGCCAAUCAGCGCCAAGGCCGAUGUGUACAGCUUCGGGAUGGUGCUCUUCGAGCUCAUCUCAGGGCUCCGCAACGCCGAGGGUUACGACGGCGAUGGUGAGGCAGGGCAGCGUCGGUCCACGUUCUUCCCGGUCUGGGCCGCAGCGCGGGUGGUGGAAGGGGACACGGCCGCCGUGGCGGACCCGAGGCUGCGCGGCGACGUGGGCAAGGGGGAGCUGGAGCGUGCCUGCCGGGUGGCGUGCUGGUGCAUCCAGGAUCAGGAUGAUCACCGGCCGACCAUGGCGCAGGUCGUGCAGGCGCUGGAGGGCGUCGUCGACGUCUACGUGCCGCCGGUGCCCCGGGCACUCCAGCACCUCGCGACACUGACAUGAUGCGCUGUCGCGCGGCAAAUGUGUAUGACUAGUGCACAGCUGAAGCUGACAAAUUAAAUAAACAAUAUAAUUCUAUCAUUUUCUAGUGCCGACUCACUAUAUUAUA